UGCAGCGUGUCGUUAGCUCUGUUAGCUUGGCACCGGUGGAACACCUGCAACAACCGAUGGGCGGACAGCGACGAGCGCUUAACGGUAGCUCGGGUCCUUCUAACCGGCACAAAGACACACGAUUGAGCCGUGAGGAUUUUAUCCGAAGACUCAGAGACCAACGUCAUCUCCAAAUGACCUCGUUUAAUGAGCGCAGACUGUUAAGCUGCAGGCAGCAUGUCCGAGCAGCUGAAUCCUGAUGAUCCCGCUUCAGAGGAGUCCGAGAGAGACAUCUACAUGCGCUUCAUGAAGUGUCACAAAUGUUAUGACCUGAUCCCCACCAGCUCCAAACUGGUGGUGUUUGACACCACGCUGCAGGUGAAAAAAGCGUUUUUUGCACUAGUGGCGAAUGGAGUGAGAGCUGCUCCUCUGUGGGAGAGUAAGAAGCAGAGCUUUGUGGGGAUGUUGACCAUCACAGACUUUAUUAACAUCCUGACCAGAUACUAUAAAUCCCCCAUGGUUCAGAUCUACGAGCUGGAAGAACAUAAGAUAGAGACGUGGAGAGAACUUUACCUCCAGGAGACCUUCAAACCUCUGGUCCACAUCUCACCUGGUGCCAGUAUCUUUGAGGCAGUCCACUCCCUGAUAAAGAAUAAGAUCCACCGGCUGCCCGUCAUUGAUCCGGUCAGUGGGAACGCUCUGUACAUCCUGACUCACAAGAGGAUCCUCAAGUUCCUGCAGCUCUUUGUGUGUGAGAUGCCCAUGCCGGCCUUCAUGAAGCAGACCCUGGAGGAUCUCGCAGUGGGGACGUAUGAUAACAUCGCCUUCAUCCAUCCCCACACGCCGCUCAUCACCGCGCUGUCAGUCUUUACGCUCCGCCGCGUCUCCGCUCUGCCUGUCGUUGACCACCACGGUAGAGUUGUGGACAUCUACUCAAAGUUUGACGUCAUUAACCUGGCGGCAGAGAAGACUUACAACAACCUGGACUUGACGGUGACCCAAGCGCUCCGACAUAGGUCCCAGUACUUUGAAGGGGUCAUGAAGUGCAACAAGAUGGAGACAUUGGAUACCAUCGUGGACCGGAUCGUGAAGGCCGAGGUUCACAGGCUGGUGGUCGUGGAUGAGGACUCUCGAAUCGUUGGCAUCGUCUCUCUCUCUGACAUCCUGCAGGCUUUAGUUCUGACUCCCGCAGGUCUGAAGAGGAAGGAGUCUCUCCCCUCCCAGCUGACAGCUUUGGAUCCAACAGAGACGGGAUGUGACCCCGGAUCAUUUCAAGACCAGGCAGUGAGACAGGCAGAGGGACAGACCGAACGGGGGACAGAGACACAGGCAGAGGGAUGGACUGAAGAGGAAUCAGAGGUGGAGGCUGAGAUACAGUCUGAGGAACGGACAGAGAGAGGGUCGGAGGGGGAGGAACAGACUGAGGGGGAUGCAGACGGACAGUCAGAGGGGGAGGCAGAGAUUCAGACUGAGGGGGAGACGGAGAGGGAGGCAGAGAGACAGAAUGAGACAGAGAGACAGACUGAGGGGGAGAGACAAAGAGAAGGUGAGGCCGCAGAGAUCGAAGGAGGAGACUGCUAAGGAAGUGGAAGAGAUGGAGAAAGUCGAAGGAGCAGAAGAGGAGACGGUAGAAAAUAACGAGGUGGUGGCGUCUCUACGCUAUCAUUUCUCUACGGAAAAGGACGAGGGACAGAAGAGGCUACGUUGAUAGUAGGCUGACGUGAGGAGUUGCUGCAGGGCUGUGAUUGGUCAGCUGCUCUGGGGGUGGGAUGGACUGGGCAGGUGACUAGAGCCAACGAGGGAUCUUUAAUAGUUUCAACUUUUCUCCCAGAGAAAUUAAUUAUGUAAAAUAUUUUAAAAAAUUGUAUUAAUGAUGACAUUGGUAGCAUGGAUCCAUUAUUUGGAAAUGUUGAAGAUGAUGAAAACAGAUAGAUGAAUAAAAAAAGAUCUCAGACUUUGUUAAUAAUUUGAAAUAUUCCGGUAACUUCCCCCUCCUAAAAUACACAAUAUUUUUUGUUCUAUCAUCAAAGGCUCCAACUGUUGUGGCGGUUAUAUUAAAAGACCGCUAUCCUCAGUCUGCCUCCUACGCUUCCCACAAUGCACCUUGGUACUGUCUUUUAUUUCCCGGCUAAUAAACAUCUGCUGUUAGCUUAGGCAACGCCAAAUGUUUUCUGGCUCUAAAGUCAAGUACACUAACUGAUGGAAGAAUUUAUCAAUAAACCCGUUAGAAGGGUUACUGAACAGAGAGCUAUAACACUCAGUUUAAGAAUCAAACAUGAUUUAUUUCAGAUAUAGUUAUUUUUCAUUUGCUGGUCUUCUUGGUGGCUUUCAUUUUAGCAGCUUGUGAUUCAGCAACAGGUUGAAAUGAAUUAAUAUUGAGAUAUUAUUCAAAGACUGAGCUGUACGUGCAUUGGAACAUUUUUUAUUUUAUUUUUUACUAUAAUAGCAAUCACUGCAUAUGUAAAGCUUGUGUAUAGACUUUCAUAGAGAAAUUGAACAAAAAUGUCUUCUCAUGUCUAAUUUUAUUUUGGUGUUUUUUUAAUGAUUCUGUACAAAAUCUCAAUGUAUUUAUAGUUUAAAGUUGUGUUCCCAUUUUUGAAUUUACUGUGUGAGUGUUUGGUGGAGGGGCUGCACACAGGACAGUUUAGAUAAUCUGGUUCCUUUAUUUUACCAUUUCAUCCAAACAUUAAUCUCUGCUGAACCGGGCCGGGUUGUGGAGGCCAAAGGUUUAGCAAAUAUAUCAGCUGUUCCUGCCGAAUCCUUAAA
Molecule: messenger RNA, 2745 nt
Organism: Pungitius pungitius (ninespine stickleback)
Lineage: Eukaryota; Metazoa; Chordata; Actinopteri; Perciformes; Gasterosteidae
Product: 5'-AMP-activated protein kinase subunit gamma-2-like
Exons: 12
Coding region: 217-1560 (447 amino acids)
Biological process (GO): protein phosphorylation; regulation of catalytic activity
Cellular component (GO): nucleotide-activated protein kinase complex; nucleus; cytoplasm
Molecular function (GO): AMP binding; protein kinase regulator activity; protein kinase binding
Source: RefSeq, a predicted model, not a curated record